AUGAUUGGUAUUUAAUAAGAAGCUAAGGAUAGAUUAAGAAAGUAGUUAAUUACUAAGUUAGAAAUUAAUUUAGAUCCGAAUUUCGAUGAAAGUAACCUUAAGUAAAUGGGUUUGGAUUUCUCAAGUAAACUAAUUGAAAAUGAGGAAUAUCAACACUAAAUUAAGUUCAGAUUAUGGGAUACCCUUGGAUAACAAAGAUUUAGGAAAAUUACAGAUGAUUUUAUCAAAGGAGCAUUAUCAGUGCUGUUUGUUUUUGAUUCAAGAUCUAGAGAAUCCUUUAAUUAGAUUAAGAAUUGGGCCGAAGAUAUGCCUACAUUAAGAAGCGAUGGUCGAAGAGUUGCUCUUGUCCGCUAUCAUUGA
Stylonychia lemnae is the source of this 360-nucleotide messenger RNA. The record is from the annotation of a GenBank genome assembly. NCBI's taxonomy places the organism in Eukaryota, Ciliophora, Spirotrichea, Sporadotrichida, Oxytrichidae.